Messenger RNA from Gossypium arboreum, 2460 nucleotides. Its product is annotated as aluminum-activated malate transporter 9-like. The record is from RefSeq and is a predicted model, not a curated record. The transcript is spliced from 6 exons. Lineage: Eukaryota; Viridiplantae; Streptophyta; Magnoliopsida; Malvales; Malvaceae. Gene Ontology annotation, cellular component: plant-type vacuole membrane. The coding region runs from base 271 to 2016 and encodes 581 amino acids. Gene Ontology annotation, biological process: malate transport.
GAAUGGCGGCCCACAUGGGAAUGGACGGUUGAAACGUGAAAGACCUUUCCACUGAUUCCUACUUUGAUAGGUAGGUUCGGCAUUUACGAUGCCGUCUCAUACUUUUCCCCUCCCUUCCCUCUUACUUCCCUGCUUCUCGUCACCCUUCCAUCAUCUCUUUAAAAAAAAUUUGAAUCCAUCCUCCUCCAGGAAAGAAAAAUUCUCCCCACACUCUAUAUUCAUAUUUUAUGAACCAUAUGUAAAAAAAGAAAAACAAGUUUCUGUUUCUUAAUGGCUGCCAAGCUGGGUUCGUUUAGGCACUCCCUGCUAGAGAAAAAGGGGAGAACAAAGGGGUGCCCAGUACUGGGAUUGUACGAGGAAGAAGAAGAGCAGGGGAAAAUAUGCUUUUCUUACAGGUUGGUAAGCGACAAAGUGACCGGGUUCUCAAAAAAGGUUCAAGAUGUUGCACUCAAGGCAUGGCAAAUGGGAAUAUCGGAUCCCAGAAAGAUUGUUUUCUCUGCCAAGGUGGGUCUUGCCUUGAUGCUUAUUUCUUUGCUUAUCUUCUUGAAAGAACCCAUCAAGGAGCUCAGUGAACACUCUGUUUGGGCUAUUCUUACUGUUGUUGUCGUCUUUGAAUUUAGUAUAGGAGCAACUCUUAGCAAAGGAUUUAACCGUGGGCUAGGGACAUUAUCAGCUGGAGGUCUUGCAUUGGGUAUGGCUGAAUUGUCCCAAUUGGCUGGAGAAUGGGAAGAAGUUGUUAUUGUUCUUAGCAUCUUUAUAAUAGGAUUCUUUUCAACUUAUGCAAAACUUUACCCAGCAAUGAAGCCUUACGAGUACGGUUUCCGCGUGUUCACGUUGACGUAUUGUUUCAUAACGGUAUCCGGGUAUAGGACAGGGGAAUUCGUCCAUACAGCAGUGACGCGAUUUUUGCUAAUAGCACUUGGUGCCAGUGUUAGUUUAGUUGUUAAUAUAGGCAUUUACCCCAUCUGGGCUGGUGAGGAUCUGCACAACUCGGUGGCUAAAAAUUUCAUGAGUGUGGCGAAUUCUUUAGAAGGAUGUGUUAAAGGUUACCUUAACUGCGUUGAAUAUAAACGGGUCCCUUCAAAAAUUCUAACUUAUCAAGCUUCAGAUGACCCGGUUUACAGUGGCUACAGAUCAGCUGUGGAAUCGUCGAGUCAGGAGGAAUCUCUGUUGGGCUUUGCCAUCUGGGAACCACCGCACGGUCCAUACAGGUCACUUGGUUACCCAUGGAAGAAUUAUGUCAAAGUAAGUGGAGCAUUGAGGCAUUGUGCAUUCAUGGUCAUGGCAUUACAUGGCUGUAUACUUUCAGAAAUACAGGCUCCACCGGAACGGAGACAAGUGUUCUGUCAAGAACUUCAGAGGGUAGGCACUGAAGGUGCUAGAGUGUUGCGUGAGCUAGGGAACAAAGUAAAAAGGAUGGAGAAAUUAGGUUUUACUGACAUUCUAUGUGAAGUAAGUGAGGCUGCAGAAGAGUUGCAAAGGAAAGUUGACCGGAAAUCAUACCUCCUUGUCAAUGCCGAAAGUUGGGAAAUUGGGAACCGACCACAGAUUCUAUUAGAGCCCCAAGAUUUUCUUAGCUCGGAUGGUGAAGAACACAAAGUCCUGGGUUAUAAGUCCUUUAGUGAAACAGUACUUGAUCUCAGAUCGGUUUCCAUGCCAAAUAAUUGGGAUUACCUCAAUACCAAUGGGGAUGUCAACCCCGUUGUCUCUCCCGGCACACCCUCUGAAGAUUUACUUAAGCAGCAGAUAUCAUGGUCAGCACGCCCUACGUUUAACCCCGAUGUGAAGAAACUUCCGGAAGAGUCAAAAACAUAUGAGAAUGCAAGUGCAUUGUCAUUGGCAACAUUUACUUCACUUUUGAUUGAAUUCGUUGUAAGGUUGCAAAAUGUUGUUGAUGCAUUCGAAGAGCUGAGUGAGAAAGCAAACUUUAAGGAACCUGACGAGCUACCAGCAGCAGCUGCAGCAAGAGAGUCCAUUGGCUUUUGGUCCAAAUUGUUUAGAAGCCUGAAGUUUUAGAAUUUGCAUAAAACAUAGUAGUUAAGAAUUAGAAAAGUAGGAAAUGGAAUUGCUUGGAGCCUAAAUCCGGCGUUACACCUUAAGAUCUGAACCUCAACAUGUAGGAUUUUAACAAGUCUCUUCCCAGUAUAAUGUUCUAUAACUUAAUGAGAUCGGAUCUAAUAGAAUGGAAUGGAACGUGAGGUGAAAACUGCUGUCUUAGCCAGACACGACUUAAACCAACAGUGUACAAGGUUGUAGGGUAAACAUUUUGACCUCUUAACUGCAACUGCUGUAGCCAAGACUUCUAUGUUAUUAUCCAUCAAUCCAUGUUAAAACUAGUCCAUUCGAACCAGCAAGUUUUAGACGGGUUCGAUCUUUGUUAUUCGAGAAGUACAACAUGAAACUGCGAUUGUUUUCAGGUUAUGAGGUGGAGAAUGUUAUGAUUUUCUUUAUUGUCCUUGA